ACUGCACGACUGCAACAUCCUUAUUGCGAGGCGCGCGGGCGCGCACUGCUUAUCAGUGGAACGAGACGCUUCCACCGCACCGGUGUAAAAGUCACUUUUGAGCUCGCGCCUCAAACUGCUACAAAGGGGUGAAAAUGGCUGAGGACAUUCAGGCCAAACUUAAGAAAUAUCGCACUGCUCCCUUUGAUGCCAGAUUCCCCAACCAGAACCAGACCAAGAACUGCUGGUCCAACUACAUGGACUUUCACCGCUGCCAGAAGACUCUGGACGCUAAAGGAGUAGACAACGCCCCCUGUGAAUGGUACAAGAGGGUCUACAAAUCACUCUGCCCCAUUGCCUGGAUCCAGAAAUGGGAUGACCAGAGAGAAGAGGGGACCUUUCCAGGAAAGAUCUAAGACUGCCAUUUCCAAAGCUGCAAGGAUGUAAUCUUUGCAGCUAAAUGUUUCACCUCCACCUUUCCUCUACUGAUGCUCUGUCCUGUAAACCGAUUAGUUAUUCCUUACCAAUUACAUGAAAUGUACAACAGCUUCUGCAUUAAACUAUCUCAGGAUACAUUUAUGUGG
Molecule: messenger RNA, 563 nt
Organism: Anarrhichthys ocellatus (wolf-eel)
Lineage: Eukaryota; Metazoa; Chordata; Actinopteri; Perciformes; Anarhichadidae
Gene: cox6b1
Product: cytochrome c oxidase subunit 6B1
Exons: 4
Coding region: 135-395 (86 amino acids)
Cellular component (GO): mitochondrion; respiratory chain complex IV
Source: RefSeq, a predicted model, not a curated record